Drosophila sulfurigaster albostrigata is the source of this 2444-nucleotide messenger RNA. RefSeq lists its product as uncharacterized. Bases 289 to 2148 code for a protein of 619 amino acids. Gene Ontology annotation, cellular component: cytoplasm. Gene Ontology annotation, biological process: heme biosynthetic process. Lineage: Eukaryota; Metazoa; Arthropoda; Insecta; Diptera; Drosophilidae. Gene Ontology annotation, molecular function: hydroxymethylbilane synthase activity. The record is from RefSeq and is a predicted model, not a curated record. The transcript is spliced from 4 exons.
AGUAGAUGAUUUGCUCGCUUUUUGCUCGGACGUAGGACCGCCCAGCAAAAAUUCAAUUGAUUAAAUAAACUAGUUGACUUUAAGCCUUUAGUACAAACUCUACAUGACAAUAAUACAAUAAUGUGUGUUCUAUAGCCAGUGAAUUCAAAUUUUCAUUCAUCGUUUAACGCCGCCGCUGUCGAACGCAAUUGUGUGUGACCCCAAAAGCCUAUCACAAAUAUUCACUUUCUCCAAACAAACGCACAAAAAGCAAGUCCACGAGGGUAAAUUGUGCAAUAACACAAAGAUAUGUCUCCGCAGGAAAAGGGAAAGGUCAUACGAGUUGGAUCUCGUAAAAGCGAGCUUGCAUUAAUUCAGACUAAGCAUGUCAUUGGACGCCUGCAGAAACUUUACCCCAAGCAGAAAUUCGAAAUACAUACGAUGUCCACGUUUGGGGAUCGAGUGUUGAACGUUUCACUGCCCAAGAUUGGCGAGAAGAGUCUCUUCACUCGCGAUCUGGAGGAUGCGCUGCGCAAUGGAGGAGUUGACUUUGUGGUGCACUCGCUGAAAGAUUUGCCCACAGCGCUGCCCACGGGAAUGGCCGUGGGCGCUGUGCUGGAGCGUGAGGAUGCGAGAGAUGCUUUGGUGCUGCGUGAGAAUUACAAGGGUCACACCAUUGCCGAUCUGCCCGAGGGCAGUGUGAUUGGCACUUCUUCGCUGCGUCGCACGGCACAGAUUCGACGUCAGUAUCCGCAUUUGGUGGUCUGCGACAUACGCGGAAAUCUUAAUACACGUCUGGCCAAGCUGGAUGCCAAGGACUCCAAGUUUGCCGGAAUCAUUCUGGCCCAGGCCGGUCUGGUGCGCAUGGGCUGGAAUAGUCGCGUCAGUCAGGUGCUGGAGCCCACGGAUCUGCUUUAUGCUGUCGGGCAGGGCGCUUUGGCCGUGGAGUGUCGGGCGAAUGAUAGCCAGGUGCUGGCCAUGCUGCAGAAACUUAUGUGCCUGAAUACCACAUGCCGCAUUUUGGCCGAACGCAGCUUCCUCAAGACGCUGGGCGGCGGCUGCUCGGCGCCCGUAGCUGUCUGGAGCAAGCUGAAGGGAGAACCGAACAGCAUCAGCAGCAAUGGCAACAAGCAGACGUUGCAACAGGAAGUUGGCCUAUCGCUAACGGGUGCUGUUUGGAGUCUGGAUGGUGCCAUCGAGAUACGCGAGCACUUGGACUGUGCCUUGCAUGAUACAGAGAUGGAAGAGCAGCGACGCAAGCGUGCUGCCAAUGAGAAUCAAACGGCGCUGACAAAUGGCAAUGACAACAGCAACAGCUGCGACUCGCCGCCUGCCAACAAACGUGCACGAAAUGGCAACGACAACAGUGCUUCCGGUUCUGGCUCCGAUUCGAGCUCGGACAGUCCGAGACAACAGGGAAGUCCGCCGAUCAUUUGCGAGGAUGCCGACGUCACCGGGUACAGCAUGGAUGAGCUGCUCGAACGUCACAUUGACUUGGCUCGCAAAUGUCCCGUGGUUGGCCAUGAGAACAACAAUACGAACAAUGCCAAUGGCAACGGCAGCGGCGAUGCUGGAGGCGGUGGCGAUGCUGAUACGAGUAAUGCAAAUGCGACGACGGCUGCUGAUGCUCACUGUCCGCUGAAGAUGAAUGUGGGUCAGGAUUUCAUGGGCGAGUGUCCGUUCGUUAGCAACGAGACAAAGAUCAGCUACGCCAGCGCGGGGAAAUGUCCCGUCACGCACUUGGCCAGUUUGCCCGCGCCCGUCACUUCGCCCAUUGGCGAUGUGCCCGACAAUGCAACAGCGACGGCGACCGUGACGGCAACGACGUCUUCCAAGUGUCCAUUUGCUGCCAUGCAUCAAGGCAGCGGAUUGGAGGCUGCGCCAGAGAGUUCGGGGCAUGCCAAGUGUCCGUUCCUGCAGAAGACAGUGCAGAUGUUUGAUUACGCCGAUGAGGAGCAGCCAAAGCCGCAGCAGCUCAAGUUGCCCGUGCUGAUUGAAGAUGUGGACAAUCUGUACUGUGGCCUCUAUCAGCAUGCGUGCUACAGCCGAGAGAUUUAUGUGAAAGCGAAUCAAUUGGGCCAGACGUUGGCCGAGCAUCUCAUCAAGAAGGGUGCCCUGGAUGUGAUGAAAGUGGCGCAGGCUGAGAUUCACAGCAAGGUGGGAUCCUGAGGACCAAUCUCAUCUCAAUUCACCGUCAUCGUCAUCUUCAUCGUACACAUUAAGUAGCAAAGUGUAACUAGUAAAUUGUUUUGCAAUAUGUUUUGUUUUGUUACGCGCGGGCUCGGCGUAAACAUUUUGUUUUUGGAAUGCAAAGUCCCAAUUAUAUAGAUUGUAUUGUAUUGUAUCUAGGGUAUCUAAAUGGUUACUGCUCUCUCUCACUAUCUUGUUGAAUUACUAUUGAAAUUACAUUUAUGCUUAUUGUUUAUGUUAUCUGCAAAUUAAACAAUAUGGAAAUGAGAACAAAA